Molecule: messenger RNA, 2218 nt
Organism: Colletes gigas
Lineage: Eukaryota; Metazoa; Arthropoda; Insecta; Hymenoptera; Colletidae
Gene: mRNA-cap
Product: mRNA-capping enzyme
Exons: 3
Coding region: 314-2092 (592 amino acids)
Biological process (GO): 7-methylguanosine mRNA capping; protein dephosphorylation
Molecular function (GO): phosphatase activity; mRNA guanylyltransferase activity; mRNA 5'-triphosphate monophosphatase activity
Source: RefSeq, a predicted model, not a curated record
ACGCUAGUAACAGCUGUGUGGUGUCUUUGUAGAUACUUAAACGCGACAUUCGUGUAUUUUCUUGCCGAUUUCCAAGGUCACGUACCUCGCAUUAUCAACGCGACAACGCCAGCGGCAAAUCGGGGAGAUUAGGUUUACGUUCUGUGCCCGAGGAAAAGAUUACGUCGAAGUGUUUGGAAAAAGUAUAGGUUAUAGUGUUGCAUUUUUCGAGCAUUAGCUAUAUUUACCGAGAAUGUUCUAAUAGGUUUUGAGUUUCGAAGAUUUACUAAUGGACUAGAAGAUUUAACGAUCUUCUAGAGAAAACCUCGUGAAGAUGUCAAAUUGGAAUGACAACAGGGGUCCGAUUCCGCCCCGAUGGUUAACCUGUCCGCGCAAAGCGGUGAAAUUAAUUCAAAAUAAGUUUCUCGCUUUCAAGACGCCGUUGUCGGCCGCGUUCGACAGCCAAGUACCGGAGGAAUGUCGUUUCACGUUGGAAAUGUUGUUCGCGUCGUUAAAGAGCCAGAAGCUGAAGUUGGGCCUAUGGAUCGAUCUAACUAAUACCACAAGAUUCUACGAUAAGAAAAGUCUGGAGACGUACGGCUGUAAAUAUUUGAAAUUGCAAUGUCGAGGUCACGGCGAAACACCGUCGGAAGAACAAACAAGGACAUUUGUACAAGUCUGCAAGAAUUUCAUAUCGUACAAUCCGCUGGAAAUUAUCGGCGUUCAUUGCACGCAUGGUUUUAAUAGAACAGGUUUCCUUAUAAUUAGCUAUUUGGUAGAGAACGACGGUACCAGCGUAGAUGCCGGUCUAGUGGAAUUUGCUACAGCAAGACCACCGGGUAUAUACAAAGCUGAUUAUAUACAAGAGUUAUUUAAGCGAUACGACGAUAUAGAGGAUGCACCUCCUCCUCCUCCUAGGCCAGCAUGGUGUUUGGAAUAUGAUAAUUCCGAUAUAGAAGAUAGGGAUGAGGGACCCAGUACGGAAAGCGAUAAUCGUAGUCAGGAAGGGCUUAAUAGAAAGAGAAAGCGCGAACACAAUAACAAAAACCCUAUAUUUAUGGCUGGUGUGCCGGGUGUAAUUCCUAUUUUAGAGGAACGAAAAUUAAGCGGAAUACAAAGACGCGUUCAAGAUAUAUGUUCUUGGGAAUCAUCGGGAUUUCCUGGUUCUCAACCAGUCUCUAUGGACGAGAACAACAUUAGAUUGUUGCAUGAAAAACCGUACAUGGUGUCCUGGAAGGCAGACGGAACCAGGUAUAUGAUGUUGAUACAAGCAGACGGAGAGGUGUAUUUCAUAGAUAGAGACAAUAGUGUGUUUCAAGUUAGUGGAUUAACAUUUCCACAUAUAAGGGACAUAUCCAGGACUCUCAGAGACACAUUGUUGGACGGUGAAAUGGUGAUUGACAAGGUAGAUGGAAAAUCGAUUCCAAGAUACUUAGUUUACGAUGUAGUUAUGUACGAUGGCAAAGAUGUGAGUAAAUUACCGUUUCAUCCCGAUCGUUAUUCGAUUAUCGAGCGGGAGAUUAUGGGUGGUAGACAUAAGGCACUGAAAGAAGGAAGAUUGCGAAAAGAGAAGGAACCGUUCGCAGUACGGUUGAAAUUCUUUUGGGACGUGACGCAGGCUGGUAGUUUAUUAAGCGACAAAUUCGCCAAACAGCUCUGCCACGAACCAGACGGUUUGAUAUUUCAACCCGCUAAAGAACCGUAUUGUCCAGGUCAAUGUAAAGAAGUAUUAAAGUGGAAACCGUUGUCGCUUAACUCUGUUGAUUUUAAAUUGAAAAUAGUUACAGACUCCGGAGUAGGAAUUGUUCAAAAGAAAGUUGGACAUUUAUACGUAGGUGGAUUAAAUGUGCCAUACAGUCAAAUGAAACUCACCAAAGAAAUAAAGGAUUUGAAUAAUGCAAUAAUAGAGUGCAAGCUCGAGAACGGCGAAUGGGUUUUCAUGCGUGAAAGGAACGAUAAAUCGUUUCCGAAUUCAAAGAGUACGGCGGACUCUGUGUUGAAAACUAUUGGUACACCGAUAACAACGGAACGUCUUGUAGAUUAUAUUAAUAGGCAUAGAUUCUUGCAAGACGAUUCCGAUCUAAUGCCACCGCCGAGUAAAAAGAGGAGAUGAUCGGAAACUGCGGCUGAUUAAGCGCAGCUUCGUCAAUAUUAUUAUUUACUUAGAAUUUAAAAAAAAAAAAUUAUACAUUUAUCGUAACGUUUAAAAACAGUUUACAAGCAUGAACUACUUUUACCU